AAUUCAGCAGUUAUACGUAAGGUGAUCAUCGGAUUGCCGAGGAUACCGCACCGAGUCGAGUCGCAGCUCGCAUAUUAUAUAGAUUCGCGUUAGGGCAUCGAGAUUCGAGAGAAAAGUCGGCCUCAGCCUAAAGCGUCGAGUGCCAUUCCUGUAACGUGCAGCGCGAACCUGUAUCUACAUGAACUGUCGCAGCUACCCGCGUCACCUGCUUAUGCAAGAUUGAUUAUUGCGAUAAAAAAACUCGCCAUUGAGUUGCUUUCGAAUUCACAUUAAGAUGGAUGACUCAGAUAUUCCCAUGUUGGAUGUUGGCGACUUUGAAGUUUUGGAUGAGUGUGCCAGUGAUGAAGACGAUGUGGAUCAAAAAAGUGAGUAUGACUACGAGUAUGAUGAACCAGAUGUUGAGGACAAUAACGAUGAAACUAAUGAAGGUCUAGAGUUUGGAGAUAAAGAAUGUUCCAACUUGGAGGAAGAAAAUAGUGCUGAUAACACAGAUACAGUUUUGGAUGUAUCUAUAGAUGUAACUGAAAACGAGUUUCUCGAAACCGUUGCAAAGGAUUUCUCUGAAAACAUUGAAGAUGAAGCCAAUGACAAAUCUCCCAAGAAAACAAACAAAGAUGAAACAAAGGCUGCAUCCGAUAAAGGAAAGAAUGAUCAGGAGCUUGAAGUCGUUGCAGUGAUCCCACAAAAAAAACCUGGGCCAAAAUCAAAAACAUUAGUUGAUUCAACUAAGAAAAAAACUCCAAUUGUUAUCACUUUUGAUGAUUCUAAAGAAAGUAAAAAUUCUGUUUCUAAAGAAUCAUCAGGUGAUACUCAAUCUAAUAAUCAUCAAAAAAAUAAUUAUCUCAAUAAACCAUCAGUGGCUCAAACAAACCAAGGUUCACAAAAUUUCCACAAAAAAGCAAUGACCGAUGAAGAAAUCAUGAAAAGUUGUGAUGAAAUUGAAAACUCAGCACUUAACUCUGAUACCUUUGUUAUAGAGAAUGAUGUUAAAGAAAUUAAAGAAGAAAAUAAAGAGGUUGCAGAAACUGAAUCAGAUGGAAAAAAUGUAGCAGAAUCUUCUCCAACAGAAAAUUGGGAUGAAGAAAUUGAAAAAAAUGCUGCCAAAAAGAUCGUGAAAAAAAUGGUCUUAAAACGAGAAUUCAAAGAGAAUGAAAUGUGGUAUAAAGAUAAAUUAGAGCAAAAAGAACAAAGUGUUCAAGAUAAGUUUACUAAACUAGCCAAAAUUAUACAAUACUCUUAUCCAAUGUAUAAGAAAUGGCUGGAUAAAAAUGAAGCUUUAUUUGGUACUGCUAUUUGUAAAGUUGAACCUUCAAGAUUUAGCCCUCUGGACAAAUUGUAUCCUAACAGAUGGAAAUUUAUGUGCAACAAAAAAGUAAAUCAACAAUCAUCAAAGGAGGGGGAUAAUUCAACUGAUAAGUCUUCUGAAAACAAGGAUAAUCAAUCUGAAUGGGUAAUUGUUCCUGGUUAUGCUGAUGCCAAUGUGGAGAAUGCAGAAGAAUAUCCGCCGUUUAUUAUGCGUGUUGUGAAGAUCUUUGAAGAAUUUCUAAAUUCACUUGAGGGCUCAAUCACAAAUGCUCCUGAUAUCGAAAAUGUUCCUGAGAAAAUUCCUGAAGAAAGUAAAAAAAGUGACAAUGUUAAAUCUCCAGAAGCCACCAAAACUGAAAUUUCAGAAAAAGAGCCAGAGAAGGAGCCUCUUGAUGUAAAACCAGAAGAUGAAGAAGGAAAUGAAGAAAAAGCUGAUAAAACCCAAGCUAGCCAACCUGAAACUUCUCCAACUCCUGCUGUCACAGAGAGUGAAAAAGAAUCACCUAUUAAAGAAUAUAAUAGAACAUUUUCAGAGGGAGUCAACCUAUUAUUCAGAAGCUCAACCCAGCAGCAAAUAAUGAUUAAUGUGACUGGUAAAAACCUCAAACAAGACUUUAUUGACAAAGUAAAGACAUUUUUUGAAACUGGUCCAGGUAGUGAAUGCAAUGUUAAGUCGGUGUAUUGCAAGAAUAUCAUUAAAAAGAAUAAGAAAAUUGAAACCGAAAAUGUUUUUUUGAGUGGUACUAAACAUCUAGAAGAUUUGGUAGGUGAUGUUAAAGUUAUUUUAUCUCCUCAAACAAACAUUUGGCCAAAUUUACACGGGGUAAAUAUUUUGGCUGAUGUUGUUGCUGAGUUUCUGGUUGUGUCCAAGAAAAUGACAGUUUUGGAUAUUGGAUGUGGCACUGGUUUAAUCAGUCUAAUGUUGGCGACGAGAUGUCAAAAAAUAAUUGGUGUUGAUAUUCAAAAAGAAAUCAAAGAGGCUCAAGCGGCUUGUGAAUUGAAUGAGAUAAAAAACGCCACGUUUGUUACUGGUAAACCAAAAAUGGUAAUGCAAGAAAUCAAGCAUUCUAUUACAAAUCUGAAAGCUGUAGCAGUUAUCAACACAAAUAAUAUUUUUGGGCGUUCUAUUGACGUCAUAUCAUCGCUUCGAAAAAUGCCAACAUUAGGGCGGAUUGUGAUAAUCACAACUUUGACAAAGCAAGCAAUUCGUUCCAUUUUAGAAUUAACUCAACCUGCUGAUGAAAUACAUGGAAAUCCAUUUAUUCCAAUAAAAGCUUGCAUUGUCGACACUACACCCAAACAAUUUGGAUAUGAAAUAGUUAUGUCUAUGGAAAGAAGGACAAUGAGGAAUUUACUAAAAGUUUCUCCUGUUCCUGGAGUAAACAAUACCGUUGGGCUAAUUAGCAAAUCAAAACAGCAGGCUGCUGCUCUAAAACAACAGAAUCCUGGAACGCUUCCCAUUCCCCAAUAUCAACCACCUAGAUUAGUCAAAAACAUAUUGAAGAAACCAGGUUUUGGAGAAGCUCCUCUAAAACCAGGAUUGAAAAGGCCAUUUCCCGAUAAAGAAUUUGAACCAAAUUCAAAAAAAUUCAAAGGUCUCGAUAAAUAUGGGCAAGACUUACGUAUCAAUCCACUCGUAGAUAAACGAUUACGUGAAACCGGAGGCGAUUUGCGUGAAAGACUGUCUAGUCGAACAACAAUAAUGAAUGAAAUAAAAGAGCAAAAUAAACUCUUCGAGACGGUAGGAUCUAAAAUUAAAGGAGUUGGCAAUUCCGUUGAUUUGGGUACUAUUCAAAAACUCCAAGAAAUGUUGAAUCUGGCUAUCAGAAAAACUAACAAAUUGCAGAGUCAAUUACCUCCUCGAUCCGUUUGGGAUCGUAUUGCACCCGCAGAUAGUGAAGAUUCAAAAUCGAAAAAUGUACCUUCGCGACCAGAUUUUGCAUUAAAAACUAAAAAAUAUCAUAAUGUACCUCCAGCUGAGCCGAAUCAGAUUUUACCCGUUGAUUGUAGACCUAGUCGUUUAAAAAUUUUACCAUCUGUAGUUCAAAAGCCAAUGAGUGGACCAUAUCAAAAACCCGGACCAAAUCGUUUUCAAGCGAAUCAAGGACCAGUGGAAACAAGUUGGGAUCGUGGCAAGCCAUCAUAUUCUCAAAAUGAAUCCUCUCGGUCCGAUACUCGUUGGGGUCGAACUAACUCACCUCAUACUCGUGGGCCUCUAUUGCGUUCUCCACCACGACAGAUGUCUCCUCCGCGUAGACCCAUGUCUCCACCACGUAGGUUAAUGUCACCACCUCGUAGGCUCAUGUCACCACCUCGGCGACCAUUGUCGCCACCUAGACGUCCGCUUUCUCCUCCACGUCGACCUUUAUCUCCACCAAGGCGACCGCUUUCUCCGAUUAGACGAUUGAUGUCGCCUCCACGGCGGCUUAUGUCACCUCCACGUAGACCUGUAUCGCCGGUUCGACGACAAUUGUCACCACCACGGCGACCGAUUUCACCAGGUUUCAGAGGAGGACGUGGAAAUGUAGGAAGACAGCCAUCCCCACCGAGGCGGCAGCAUGCAUCACCACCACGUAGAGCACCGAGUCCUCAGCGUUUUAGAGGAGCAUCACCCCAGAGAGUGAAUCGACAGCCUUCCCCACGAAGAUUCAAUGACGAAUGGGACAUUCCGAGUAGAGGCUCUAUGGAUAAUAAUUGGAUGCAAAAUAGGUCCGACAUGGAAAAACCAAAUAGCUGGCAAAACAAUCAACAGCCAUCAAUUCAACCUUUGCUUCAACCUAAUCAUCAAUCUUUGCUUCAACCUAAUCAUCAAUCUUUGCUUCAAUCUUCUCAUCAACUUUCUCAUCAAUCUCUGCAUCAAAAAUCGCAUCAACAAUCGCAUCAACCUUCUCAUCAAUCUUCCCAUCAAUCCUCCCAUCAACCUUCUUAUCAGUCUUCGAAUCAAUCUUCGCAUUGGGACAAGAGAUAUCAACAAGAAUCAAGUGGUCAUUCUUCAUGGGAUAUUAAAAAAGAAAAACCUUUUGAACCACCGGGUAGUAGUUGGGAUAUCCAAAAGAAAGAUGCCCCUCCUCUUAUGCGAGACUCUGGGAGAAACGAUAUGAAAUUAGAACAAAGAAACGAGCCUAGACGUGAACCUAUUCACGAACCUGCGAGACUCGAUUUUCGAUCUGCGGAUAAGGAUUCGUGGGAUGACUUACCAGAAGAUGCUAGGGACCCAUGGGGUGACGAUCCGGCACCUACGCCACCGACUGAAUUACGCCAGCCAUGGAAUAAUCAAUCUCAAAUUCAAUCUAAUAAUCAAUCAUCGUGGUCUCGAGAUAAACCACAACUUGAUAAUUGGCAAAAUAAAUCCAACUUCCAAAUGAGUGGGUUUUCUACGAGUAACAAUCAAAAUUCUAGUAUGCUUACUAGUAAUCUUAUGAACAAACCAAUGUGGAAUCCUACUCAGACGCAACAACCCUCGAUGCAAUCUCAAACCAGACCCAGUAAUUGGUUGCCACCUGGUAAUUGGCAUGGAGCAUCUGGACCACUUACUAGUAGUAUUGGCUCUCAAGGAGGUAAUAGCGGGCUAAUGUCUGCUAAUCAAAUGAACAACUGGCAACAACCGCAAACCCAACAAAAUUUGAUGAACUUCAAUACAAGAUUACAGAAUGCUAAUAAUGCGUUUAUGAAUAAUCGACGUUGAUUAAAAUGAGUUGGUUAGACAAAUUGAGUUCAAGCAUGUAUUGCCUCAAACAGUUUUUUACCAGAAUGUAUCAAACAAAUAAGUUUGCUUAAGUGUAUAAAUUAUACAUUAUAUAAUUACUCUUCUAUUAUACUUGUAAUUGAAUGAAAUUUCCUAGAAGUAAUUAUACUUCUCCAAACAAGGGCCAUCCUUGUGACCGUA
Molecule: messenger RNA, 5191 nt
Organism: Trichogramma pretiosum
Lineage: Eukaryota; Metazoa; Arthropoda; Insecta; Hymenoptera; Trichogrammatidae
Exons: 11
Coding region: 275-4990 (1571 amino acids)
Source: RefSeq, a predicted model, not a curated record